Messenger RNA from Symbiodinium pilosum, 445 nucleotides. NCBI's taxonomy places the organism in Eukaryota, Dinophyceae, Suessiales, Symbiodiniaceae. The record is from the annotation of a GenBank genome assembly.
GACGACCCAGUCACGAGCACCAGCUGCAACGGCCGUUAAGGGUCCGCAGGAGCUGUACAACCGCCUGCCUCUGGCUACCUCGCCGUCGGACACCUUUUCUUUGCCGGAAGGGGCCACUGCCUACGUUGUUGAUGACGUCAUCAAUUCUGCGCAGGAAGUCGUCACAGAUGGCUUCGGCGAAAUGAGCCUCGACUUUGCCCUGCAACUUGGUCUGGUGAAGCAGGAGCAGGUCGAGGAGGGCAUCUACCACGCCGUGCAAUUUCUUGGUUUACUUACAGCUUUUGCCAUGGGCGAUGUCAUCCUAGCUAAAAGGGUGCUGACAGAGCGCAAGCAAAUGGAGCACACGCUGUCUCUUCGCAAGUUUUGCAUGAAAAUCCGCUUGAAGCCCACGGCAGACUUUGCAACCUCUUUCAACCCUGGCAUCGACGUGGUGCAGACCACAGAA